Molecule: messenger RNA, 2751 nt
Organism: Alosa sapidissima (American shad)
Lineage: Eukaryota; Metazoa; Chordata; Actinopteri; Clupeiformes; Clupeidae
Gene: inpp5b
Product: inositol polyphosphate-5-phosphatase B
Exons: 16
Coding region: 77-2149 (690 amino acids)
Biological process (GO): phosphatidylinositol dephosphorylation; signal transduction
Cellular component (GO): cytosol; membrane
Molecular function (GO): inositol-1,4,5-trisphosphate 5-phosphatase activity; phosphatidylinositol-4,5-bisphosphate 5-phosphatase activity
Source: RefSeq, a predicted model, not a curated record
UUUCUAUUUUUCACCUGUUGAUCGCAGGGAGGCCCGGGGGUUGUACGAGGAGGGGAAUGACCAGUCACGGCCGUCCAUGCACACGCAGCCAUCCAACAAAGACCAGAUGCUGGCCAUGCCUCAGUUCGGCCUGCGGGACAACCUCAUCCGCUGUGAACUGCUCAAGAAUGAGGACGUCUACACCUACCUGGAGAACUUCAGCUUCUUUUUGGGAACUUAUAAUGUGAACGGCCAGACCCCUAAAGAGAGUUUGCGACUAUGGCUGGCUUCAACUGAAGACCCCCCAGAUUUCUACUGUGUUGGUUUCCAGGAACUUGACCUCAGCAAAGAGGCGUUUAUCUUCAACGACACACCGAAGGAGUCUGAAUGGAUGAAGGCUGUGUUUGAUGGACUUCAUCCAGGUGCCAAGUACGCCUUUGUGAAGCAUGUGCGGCUGGUGGGUAUCAUGCUGCUGUGCUUUGUGAAGAGGGAGCAUGCUGAGCACAUCUCCGAGGUGGAGAUCGAGACUGUGGGCACGGGCAUCAUGGGAAGGAUGGGCAACAAAGGUGGCGUGGGCAUUCGUUUCCGCUUCCACAACUCGGACGUCUGCGUGGUGAACUCGCAUCUGGCUGCCCACAUAGAGGAGUACGAGCGGCGCAACCAGGACUACAGGGAGAUCUGCUCAAGGAUGCAGUUCCGUCAGCAAGACCCUGACCUGCCCCCACUGACCAUCAUGAAGCACAAUAUUGUCCUUUGGCUGGGAGAUCUAAACUACAGGCUAAGUAACCUUGAUAUGGACCAGGUGAAGGAUUUGAUAUCUAAAAAGGAUUUUAAAGCUUUGCAAGAAUAUGACCAGCUGAAGAAGCAGAUUGAUGAAGCGGCAGUGUUUGUGGGUUUCACCGAGGGGAGCAUUGAUUUCCAGCCCACAUACAAAUAUGACACUGGCUCCAGUCAGUGGGACACAAGCGAGAAGUGCAGGGUGCCGGCCUGGUGUGACCGGAUCCUGUGGAGGGGGAAGAACAUCCGCCAGCUGCACUACAAGAGCCACAUGGCCCUGAAGACCAGCGACCACAAGCCGGUCAGCUCGCUGCUGGAGAUAGGGAUCAAGGUGGUGAACGAAGAAUCUUAUAAACGGACAUUUGAGGACAUUGUGAGGAUGCUGGACAAGAUGGAGAAUGAGUGUAUUCCCUCUGUGUCCUUGUCUCAAAGAGAGUUCCAAUUCAAAGAUGUGAAGUUCGCGCAGCACCGCUCUGAGACGCUGACCAUUCACAAUGACGGACAGGUGCCAUGCCAGUUUGAAUUCAUUCAGAAACUUGAUGAGCCAGCCUACUGCAAGCCCUGGCUCACAGCCAACCCACACAAGGGAUUCCUGGCACAGGGGGCCAGCGUGGACAUCGACCUGGAGGUGUUUGUGAACCGCUUCACUGCGCCGGAGCUGAACUCGGGCCGGCAGCAGAUUGAGGACAUUCUGGUGCUGCACCUGGAACGGGGCAAGGACUACUUCAUCUCGGUGAUGGGGAACUACCUGCCCAGCUGCUUUGGCACCUCCAUCCAGGCACUGUGCCACUUGCGGGAGCCCAUCCAGGACAUGCCACUCGACACCAUCCAGAGACUAACCUCUGUGCCAACUGGCAAGGAGAUUGAUUGCCCAGUCGUGGAUGUGCCUUUGGACCGACCCAAGGAGAUCUGCUUGCUUGUGGACCACCUCUACCGCAAUGCCAGUAAACAGGAGGACCUGUUUCAGCAGCCGGGACUCCGCAGUGAGUUUGAAGAAAUCAGAGAUUGCUUGGACACAGGGGAGCCAGACUCACUCCCUGGAAGUAACCACUCUGUAGCGGAAGCAUUGCUCCUCUUCCUGGACGCUCUUCCUGAACCUGUGGUCCCUUACCAUCUCUACAAGCAGUGCCUAGAAUGCUGCUCAGACUAUGGUCAAUGCAAACAGGUGAUUUCCAUGCUACCUCUGUGCCAUAAAAAUGUUUUUAAUUCUCUAACGGAGUUCCUGCGUGAGCUGUUGAAGUACUCCAGUCACAACCACUUGGAUGUCAGCAUCUUAGUCACCAUCUUUGCUGCCUUGAUUCUGCGGUCCCCUACGAAGCAAGAUCUUUCUCAGAAGAGGAAAACCCAGGAGUUUUACCAGCAUUUUUUGACUCAAGAUCUGGCUUCAUCUUGAGUGUCCAUAGUUUACUUUUGCGCUCAAUGAAAUGUAACAUGUUAUCAUACAUGUUAUACACAUGUCCUUUGAAUAGACUUGCUUUGAUCGUCAAUGAUUUAAAUGUGAUGUUUAAUGCAGGAUGACAUGUUUUGCUGUGGAAACAGCAUUUAUUUUAUUACUAUAGAGAAACCGCCCUAAUAUGUAUAUUUACCAGCUAUUUAAUGAUCAGAUUUAUUUGUAUUUUGAUGUCUGUAAAUACAAAACUGCUCUUUUAUAUUCGUAUAUAUAAAUAUAAUUGUGCUUAAAGCUGUCAUGUUGAUAGUUAUUUUUCAAAUGUCAAUCACUAAAAAUAUAUUUUAAGUGAACCGUGUUGUGUUUUUGUGCUGUGUACAUUCAUACGACAAGUCAAACAUUUUCAUGUAACUUUGUUUUAUACAGUACACAGGAAUUAUUUUUUAAAGAAGAUAUCAAGUACAUGGCUUCUGCGGCAAUGUUUGGAAACACCUGUGUUAGGGAGCAUGUAGAAAGGAAUGAGAUGAUUGGAAAAUCCAUUCCUUAAAAAUGAAUAAGGAUUGUAAUAAUGAUAAUAAUAAUAAUUAAAAAAAGAAUUGUCAGCUUGA